Molecule: messenger RNA, 975 nt
Organism: Cynocephalus volans (Philippine flying lemur)
Lineage: Eukaryota; Metazoa; Chordata; Mammalia; Dermoptera; Cynocephalidae
Product: zinc finger protein 835-like
Exons: 3
Coding region: 1-975 (324 amino acids)
Source: RefSeq, a predicted model, not a curated record
AUGGUCACCUCUCUGCUGCUGGCUCACCACAGAGUGCACACUGGUCUGAAGCCCUAUGUCUGUCCCCAGUGCAAGAAGUCUUUUGAGGAUUGGUCAAAGCUGACACACCAUCAGAGAAUUCACAUAGAUGAGCGUCCCUUCUGCUGCUCCAACUGCAGUGACGGCUUUAAUCAGAAGACCUCCCUGACCCAGCACAUCCACCUGCACACACGGGAAAAGCCUUAUAUGUGUGGGGAGUGUGGGGAGAACUUCAACCUCUGUAGCAAGCACAAGCCCCAGGCACCACUUCAGGGCUCCACUGUUCAUCUGCCCUCCCUCAUUCCUGCUCCACUCACCCCAUCCCCUGCAUUCCCGCUGCAUCAGGGACUCCUGCAGAGUCCAGAUUCCAAGUUCACCCUGGGUGGUGCACCAAAGGCGGCCACGGCUGCCAAGUUCAUCUGCUUUGGCUGUGUCCAGUGUGGGAAGCGCUUCCCCCAGAGCUCCUCCCUGAUCCAGCACAGAAAGAUCCACUUAGCCAAAAAGCCACCCCUGUAUGCGGAGUAUGGCCGCAGCUUUCAUCAGCACGUGCACCUGGUCACCCACCAGCGCGUGCACUCCAGGGAAUGGCCAUUUGCCUGCCCGGAGUGCAAGGAGAGCUUUCGGGAGGCCUGGAGGUUGACCAGGCACCGUCAGGCCACCCAUCCGGCAGCUCAGGAGGCUGGGGGACAGGGGGUCCAAGAGCCAUCCGAAUGUGGGACGUGUGAGAAGCAGUUCAGGCAGCAGGCUGCUCUCGAUCAGCACAGGCAGACGCAGGGCGCAGACCGGCCCUACUGCUGCGGCCAAUGUGCACGUGGCUUUGGAGAGAGCACCAAACUCCUUCACUACCAGAGAACCCACACUGGAGAGAAGCCCUACCGCUGUCUCCAGUGCAGGAAGGCUUUCAGCCAGAGAUCUAACCACACCAGACACCAAAGGACCCACGUGGUGCAGCCUUAG